UCGCUGGCCCCGAGGCCCCAAAGAGCGUGCGCCCCUCUCCUUGGCCACCCAGCCGCGUGCCCGAGCCACCGCCUCUAGGCUUUGCAACAUGCUCCAGCGGCGUCCCGCGCACUGAGAGCCGCCGAUCGUAGGGCGAAGAGGAGCGGGGCACCCGGGGCGUGGAGGAGGGGACCCGCCGCCUUGGAGCCGACUUUUCGCCGAUGGUCCAAAGCGACACGUCCAAGUCGCCUCCCAUAGCGGCGGUGGCGCAGGAGAGCCAGAUGGAGCUGCUGGAGAGCGCGGCUCCCGCGGGGGCGCUCGGAGCACAGUCAUAUGGAAAAGGAGCCAGGAGGAAAAACAGGUUUAAAGGCUCAGAUGGAAGCACAUCAUCAGACACCACCUCAAACAGCUUUGUCCGCCAGGGUUCGGCAGACUCCUACACCAGCCGCCCAUCCGAUUCAGAUGUGUCUUUGGAAGAGGACCGGGAGGCAGUACGUAGAGAAGCUGAGCGGCAGGCCCAGGCACAGUUGGAAAAAGCAAAGACAAAACCUGUUGCGUUUGCAGUUCGGACCAAUGUCAGGUACAGCGCAGCCCAGGAGGAUGAUGUUCCGGUGCCAGGCAUGGCCAUCUCAUUCGAGGCAAAAGAUUUUCUGCAUGUUAAGGAAAAAUUUAAUAAUGACUGGUGGAUAGGACGAUUGGUUAAAGAAGGCUGUGAAAUCGGAUUUAUUCCAAGCCCAGUCAAACUAGAAAACAUGAGGCUACAGCAUGAACAGAGAGCCAAGCAAGGGAAAUUCUACUCCAGUAAAUCAGGAGGAAAUUCAUCAUCCAGUCUGGGUGACAUAGUACCUAGUUCCAGAAAAUCGACACCUCCAUCAUCUGCUAUAGACAUAGAUGCUACUGGCUUAGAUGCAGAAGAGAAUGAUAUUCCAGCAAACCACCGCUCCCCUAAGCCCAGUGCAAACAGUGUAACGUCACCCCACUCCAAAGAGAAAAGAAUGCCCUUCUUUAAGAAGACAGAGCACACUCCUCCUUAUGAUGUGGUACCUUCCAUGCGACCAGUGGUCCUAGUGGGCCCUUCUCUGAAGGGGUAUGAGGUUACAGAUAUGAUGCAAAAAGCACUGUUCGAUUUUUUAAAACACAGAUUUGAAGGGCGGAUAUCCAUCACAAGAGUCACUGCUGAUAUCUCCCUCGCCAAACGCUCAGUGUUAAACAAUCCCAGUAAGCAUGCAAUAAUAGAGAGAUCCAACACAAGGUCAAGCUUAGCGGAAGUUCAGAGUGAAAUCGAAAGGAUUUUUGAACUUGCAAGAACACUACAAUUGGUAGUCCUUGAUGCAGAUACGAUCAAUCACCCAGCUCAACUCAGUAAGACCUCUUUGGCCCCUAUUAUAGUGUAUGUAAAGAUUUCUUCUCCUAAGGUUUUACAAAGGUUAAUAAAAUCUCGAGGGAAAUCUCAAGCAAAACACCUCAAUGUCCAGAUGGUAGCAGCUGAUAAACUGGCCCAGUGUCCUCCGCAGGAGUCAUUUGAUGUGAUCUUGGAUGAGAACCAGCUUGAGGAUGCUUGUGAGCAUCUUGCCGACUAUCUGGAGGCCUACUGGAAGGCCACCCAUCCACCCAGCAGUAACCUCCCCAACCCUCUCCUUAGCCGAACUUUAGCCACUUCAACUUUACCUAUGAGCCCCACCCUAGCCUCUAAUUCACAGGGUUCUCAAGGUGAUCAGAGGACUGAUCGCUCUGCUCCCCGGUCUGCUUCCCAAGCUGAAGAAGAACCUUGUCUGGAACCAGUCAAGAAAUCCCAACAUCGUUCUUCCUCCUCAGCCACACACCAAAACCACCGCAGUGGGACAGGUCGAGGCCUCUCUAGGCAAGAGACAUUUGACUCUGAAACCCAGGAGAGCCGAGACUCUGCCUAUGUGGAGCCAAAGGAAGACUAUUCACAUGAACAUGUGGACCACUAUGCCCCACACCGUGAACAUAACCAUAGAGACGAGACCCACAGCAGCAAUGGCCACAGACACAGGGAGUCUCGCCACCGCUCUAGGGACGUGGGUCGAGAGCAGGACCACGAGUGCAACAAACAGCGAAGCCGGCAUAAAUCUAAGGAUCGCUACUGUGACAAGGAAGGGGAAGUAAUAUCCAAGAGAAGGAACGAGGCUGGCGAGUGGAACAGAGACGUCUACAUCCGCCAAUGACCGUGUGUGUUCCUGCCCCCCAAGUCUUGUGUAACAUCAUCCUUAAGCAAAAUCUUUGGGGGUACAUUGCAACCAUCUGUGAUCUGUCUUGUAUAUUUUGUAUUGCUGUUGCUUGAAUAGCAAUAGCAUGCAAUCGAGUAUUAAUAUACAUUCUUUUGUAAGUACCACAGAAAUGGGCCUAGUCCAGCUGCAGUCCUCCACCUUUAUCCUGGACUCUCCCAAAGCUGUUUGGGGUAGCUGCCACGUAACAGAGUGGCUUCUGAAAUGUAGUUGAUGUAUCCAGUGAGCCAGACGCAGCACAGAUAACCAGUGGAAUUUCUCCAGGUUUUUAAUACCCAGAUACCUGACCUGUGUCAUUCUUUCCUGGACCACUGUUUCUUGCUUGUACCUCUGGCUGACUAAAUUUGGGGACAGAUUCAGUCUUGCCUUACACAAAGGGGAUUAUAAAGUUAGAAUCUAUUUUCUAUGUACUAGUACUGUGUACUGUAUAGACAGUUUGUAAAUGUUAUUUCUGCAAACACCUUAUUAUAAUUAUAUAUAUAUAAUAUAUAUAUAUCAGUUUGAUCACACUAUUUUAGGGUCUUAAUGCCAAGUCAGCAGAUUUGCUUUAUGAAUCACAGGGACUAGAAAUGCCCACAUUCAGGAAAUUUCUAAUAAAAUUGUCUAGACACCUCUCCCCAUUCUAAAAGAGAGACUGUACAUAUUGUAAAUAUGUGUGAUUGCUUGACUUGAGGUUUGAUUUCUGAAUGUUAUCCCAUCCUUUGAAGUUUUUAAUUUUAACCAUAAAUUAUGGUAACUAUAACCAAACUCCAGAGGUUUUUCUACUCCAUACAGUCCACAACUGAUUGUGACAAACACGUUCUUAGCAGCUAGUGUCUGCUAUAGUCACUGCACUGGAGUAUCCAAGCCGAAGCUGCCGUGUGCACAUGAGUGUGAGUGUGUGAGUGACUGAGAUGAAGUGGAAUACAAAAGACUAAUGCAGAAACUAGAGGCUGAUGGCUGAGAAUUCUGCUCACCUGGCUUAGUAUUUAAUUGUGUUUUAUGUUGCUUUAAAAACCCAUGGAGCAGCCAGGGAAUGUGAAGAAGCUUGCUGCCAAAGGUAACUAGGGGAGCACUCAUCUGCUGCCUCCUUGCUUUACUCCUGAAAAGAGAAAACACGGGCAUCUUGUACUGUGAGUGUUCCACUGGAAAUGUACAAUCUUGUGUGUCAGAGUAUUUUGUUUUAGUAAGAAAUGUUUACACAGCUUGUGCAAUUAUUUCGUAGGGAAAUAAAUUUUUAUAACUUAUCCCA
Molecule: messenger RNA, 3459 nt
Organism: Peromyscus eremicus (cactus mouse)
Lineage: Eukaryota; Metazoa; Chordata; Mammalia; Rodentia; Cricetidae
Gene: Cacnb2
Product: calcium voltage-gated channel auxiliary subunit beta 2
Exons: 14
Coding region: 201-2168 (655 amino acids)
Biological process (GO): regulation of voltage-gated calcium channel activity; chemical synaptic transmission; calcium ion transmembrane transport
Cellular component (GO): voltage-gated calcium channel complex
Molecular function (GO): protein binding; high voltage-gated calcium channel activity
Source: RefSeq, a predicted model, not a curated record